AAUGACUUCUACCAUUGAUUAACUGGCCUAUUACAAUUCCCAUGUCUUAUUAUUUUGACAAAAUGUUGCUUACAAAACAAAAUGGUCCUUGAAGAUCUGUUUUCUUUAAGCGUAACACAUUGUGUAUCCUUUGCCCGACUUAUUUUUGUAUUGUAAUUUCAGUACUCAAACAUCAUUCGCUUAUCAAGUUAUUGUAUUUUUUUAUUGUUCUUUCUCACUCACUCUCUCUCUCUUUUGUUUCUUUUCAUUCUCCCCCUUUCUCUCCUUCCUUAGCCACUUUCCAGUCCUUUUAUUGCUCACUUUACUUUUUGCUGAAUCUCAAGAUGACCAUCUCAAACCUAGUCUUUAUUGCUGCAUUAGCGGCCAAUGUAAAUGCUUUGUGGAUGCCUGAAAAAAGAGCUGAAUCAACCACACACACUGCCACUAAAACUGAGAAGGAAGCAGCGACUAAAAAAGCAACUUCUACAUCGAAUAAACAAGAAACUACACAUAAGGCAACGACACAUAAAGCAUCCAGUGCAAAAGGAACUAAUAAAAGCUCUGUAGUAGCGAGCAGUAGCGCCAAUGCUAUCCUUACUACUAUUGCUACUACUACUGCUACUCCUACUACUACUUUAGUUACAAGUUCUGCUUCUAUUCAUUCUAGUACAGAAGCUCUACCUUCAUCUACAGCAACAUCAGCAGUCGGAGCAGCAGCUAAUAAUACUUCGUCAUCAUCAUCCUCUUCUUCGGGUGGUUUAAUCGGCGGCAUCAUUGCUGCCAUUGCUGUCGUUAUUCUCGGCGCAGCUGCAUUUCUUGUAGCCAGAAAAAAGAAAAAAGCACGUCAACUCGCUCAUAAAGCCAUCAAAUCUGAUCCAUUCACCAUGGGAUUCGGCAACCAUGAUCCACUCCCAUCAAAGCAACAAGAAAACAAUUUCCCUCCUUCCUCUGCUUAUGAGUCUAAAAUGAAUAUUUCCUUUCCAACUCCUCCAACUACUGUCACUUCGCCUACACCAAAUAUACCUAUUAUUGGUAAAUUUGUUGUAGUUGCUACUUUUGUACCCACUUUAAGUGAUGAACUGGAUAUUGAACCAGGUGAUCAAAUUGAUUUGUUAGUUGAAUAUGAUGAUGGUUGGUGCCAAGGUAUCAACGUAACAAGAGGAAAUCAAAAAGGUGUCUUUCCUCGACAUUGCAUUGAUUUUAUGACUGUACAACCACCUCAUCGUGGUGCAGUGGCAGAUGUUGAACGAUCAAAACGAGUCAGUUCUAUGUAUCCUCUUCAAUAAAACUUGUUUUGUAUUUUCCCUCGGAAUGACAAAAGAUUGCGAAAUAAUUGACGCAAUUCCUUGCAGGAAAAACUAGUCAUGUGCAACGUUGAAAGCAAGCUGUAUCUUGGUCUUUUUCGUUAAAAAAUGACUCGAGAAAUUCUUAAAAGACAAAGUAAAAGAAAGGCCUUAUUAUAGAUGUACGUGUGUUGUAUAAAAAUGUCGUUGUUUGUUGUUAUUAACAAAUACAACGAUUUGACGGAGUUUACCACGACAAGCACUCGUUUGACGGUUGUUUCAAUAGACGC
This is a messenger RNA of Gilbertella persicaria, 1552 nucleotides long. RefSeq lists its product as uncharacterized. The transcript is spliced from 2 exons. Gene Ontology annotation, molecular function: protein binding. The coding region runs from base 324 to 1265 and encodes 313 amino acids. The record is from RefSeq and is a predicted model, not a curated record. Lineage: Eukaryota; Fungi; Mucoromycota; Mucoromycetes; Mucorales; Choanephoraceae.